AUGGAUUCGAAGACGAAGCCAGUGAGUACUCUAAUGGCCUCAUAUUUCAAGUUCAGUGUAUUGCAGUCUCCUAAAGAUGAUGAAGAGCAUGACUACAUAAGGAAUGUCCAAUAUGCAAGUAUUGUUGGAAGCUUAAUGUAUGCCAUGGUGUGUAUACGACCUGAUAUCUCACAAGCUGUUAGCUUAGUUAGUUGCUGGACCAUAGAUCUUGGUUUAAAGUUUGAGAAGAGUGAAAAUAGUCUAGUAACUGGAUAUAUUGACUCAAACUAUGCAAGUGAUCUUAAACACUGA
Messenger RNA from Carya illinoinensis, 291 nucleotides. Its product is annotated as secreted RxLR effector protein 161-like. The transcript is spliced from 2 exons. Lineage: Eukaryota; Viridiplantae; Streptophyta; Magnoliopsida; Fagales; Juglandaceae. The coding region runs from base 1 to 291 and encodes 96 amino acids. The record is from RefSeq and is a predicted model, not a curated record.